This is a messenger RNA of Ctenocephalides felis (cat flea), 2104 nucleotides long. RefSeq lists its product as uncharacterized. The transcript is spliced from 4 exons. Gene Ontology annotation, biological process: negative regulation of transcription by RNA polymerase II; negative regulation of phosphatase activity. Gene Ontology annotation, molecular function: transcription corepressor activity; chromatin binding; phosphatase inhibitor activity. The record is from RefSeq and is a predicted model, not a curated record. Bases 86 to 1990 code for a protein of 634 amino acids. Lineage: Eukaryota; Metazoa; Arthropoda; Insecta; Siphonaptera; Pulicidae.
GCCAGUUUUAUUAUCAAAAUGUAUUGACUUUUAUAUGCAAUUCUUUUAAAAUUUGUAAUUGGAACAUAAUAAAAAAAAAGGAAGCAUGGAGCUGUUAGAGCAAACCUAUCAAAAAGCUUUAUCAGUAAAUGAGCAAAUGAUAGACAAAUGGCAAAGAUGUAUAUCAGAAUAUUUGUGUGUAAAAGAACGCCUAGAAACAUUUAGAACGGAACUUAGUUUAAAAAUCAUGGUACCUUUAGGUUCGAAGGCUCUGAUGAGAGGCAAACUAUAUCAUACUAAUGAAAUAUUGGUUCAUUUGGGGGACGGUUGGUUUACUAAACGAAGUGCUCAACAAGCUUUAGAUAUUUGUAAUCGAAGAAUUCAAAACGCUGAAGAUAUGCUUAAACAAUUUCAGCAAGAAAAAUCUUGGUUGACAAGUAAAAGAAAUAUUCCAAAAAUGUUUGAUGUGUUUGCUGAUCAUGAUCGUCAAGAAAUAAUUGAAGAUUAUGAUGAAGAAAAGGAGAAAAUAUGGAGAGAAAGGCAUAAACAAAAAGUAAAAGAAUAUCGUCAAAACUUAAAGAAACAGGAACAAGCUGAUGAUGACAAAAUAACAGAUGAAGAAUAUUGGCAAAAACUGGAAGAACUUGAAAUUCAAGAAGAAUUUGAAAGAGAAAUUGAGAAAUCUGGAACUACUUCCUUCAUGAGUGAAAUAUCGAAAAAUAUAAACCUAUUUGGUGACAAAAAUAUUUCUAAUAAUGAUUUUUCACAUUCUAUUCAGUCUAAAAUAUAUGACGACCUCAAUAAUUUGGAUGCCUCUAUUGAAGGUCAUGUAGAUACUUUCUCAAAAUCAGAUUCAACACCACACGAUGUUGAUGAAAUAUCUAAUGUUGUUCUGUUAGAAAGAAAAUCGAAGAUUUGUGAAAACAUACCUCUUGAUAUGAAACUGAGUUAUGAUUUCAUUGGGGCUUUUGAUGAGGAUGAAAUUAAACAGGAUUCUUUGACCAUAGGCUUUGCCAAUACUGAUACUUCACUUCAGGGAAUUAAAAUUGAUGAUCAUAAAAGUAUUAACACAGAAACAGAAGAUGAAUGUGCUAAACCAAGGUUGCUUGAAGAUCCUCAAAAAAUUUCCAAUGUUAUAUUGCUUAAUAGACAAGUGAAUAUGAAUAACGAUAUGAACAUAAAUAUUCAGAAGGAGAACAAAUCGCAAGGGGAAGUAUUAAAUUGUGAUAAUAGUAAAGAAUCAAAGAAUGAUGGAUGUGCAAAAAUUCAUUUGAAGGAUAGUGCCAAUGAUAAACACGCAGAAAAGUCAAAAUAUAUACUUUUACAGGAUUACAAAAAACAGUUAAUCGAAUUAAGAAACGAAAUUCAUGGAGCUGUAUUGAAAACACAUGAUGAACUAUGCCAGCAACUAGAUAAAUAUGACUUGAAGGAAGAAUUAGAACAUAAAAUAAUGUUAUUACAAGAUGAAUUAAAUAUAGAGGAUGACAAUAUUUUUGACAGCGAUUGCUCAGAUGAACAGAUUUAUAAACCAACAUCCAUAGGAUCAGAAAAAAGUCUGAAAAAGGUGUCUUUUACUGAGAAAGAUCACACAAAAUAUCUAGAUGACCAUGCUCCUGACCCUCCACUAGUACUGCAUUUUAAGCAUUCUACAUAUGUGCCUCAAAUAUUAGAAUCCAAAAAUUCAGAUCAAAUUGAUGGGCCACAUGAUAUAUAUAGAGUAUAUAAAAAUUGUUUUGUGCAAAAUACUAAACCCUUUAAAUCAAUUUUAAAGAAAACAACAUCAAGCAUCUUGAAACCCGUAAAUGAAGUGUCAAAUACUGAAGCUCCUGGAUUUGGUGAUACUGCAAAACAACAAAUUCAGAAACAAAAGAAAACAAGUUGCCCCAUCGUUAUUGGAGAUGUAUUUGAGCAUAAAACUCCGACGACAAUGCAUGAUACAAACAUGAAAAAUGUAGAUGUUGUAACUGGCCCAAUAAGCCGAUUUAAAUCUAAAAGAUUAUAUCCAAAAUAAACUCAGUUUGUUAUAAUAUUAUUUAUAUUUUCAUGUGAAUUGUAUAAAAGUAACUCAUUCUCACACUAUUGGUUUAAAUUUACACACAUUAAAUAAAUUUAUUAAAACAUAAGU